This is a messenger RNA of Corythoichthys intestinalis (scribbled pipefish), 6411 nucleotides long. Its product is annotated as neurofilament medium polypeptide-like. The record is from RefSeq and is a predicted model, not a curated record. Gene Ontology annotation, biological process: intermediate filament bundle assembly; axon development. Lineage: Eukaryota; Metazoa; Chordata; Actinopteri; Syngnathiformes; Syngnathidae. The coding region runs from base 1 to 2040 and encodes 679 amino acids. Gene Ontology annotation, molecular function: structural constituent of postsynaptic intermediate filament cytoskeleton. The transcript has 5 exons. Gene Ontology annotation, cellular component: axon; neurofilament.
AUGAGUUUCACUGUGGAAAGCCACUUUUUCGGCUCGAGCGGACUCCGCAAGACUCGGCCGGUCUCGGUGUCCUCCAGCGGCUUCCGCUCCCAGCGCCGCCGCUUCACCAACAGCCAGCCGUCCUCCGGGGACAACGCGGACACCUUCACCUGGGACAUGUCCCGUAGGAGCGAGAAGGAGAUCCUGCAGGCGCUCAACGACCGAUUCGCCGGCUACAUUGACAAGGUGCGCAGCCUGGAGAUGCACAACCGCAACCUGGAGGCAGAAGCGGCGGCCCUGCGGCAGAGCCAGAGCGGCCGCGCUACGGUGGGGGAAUACUACGAGCGGGAGCUGAAAGACCUGCGUGGGCUCAUAAAGCAACUUGGGAGGGAGAAGGGACGCGCGACCGUGGAGUACGGACGCCUGGAGGACGACAUCCAGCGGCUCCGGGCCCGACUGGAAGAAGAGGCGCGCAGCCGGGAGGAGCUGGACGCGGCCGCUCGGGCUCUUAAGAAGUACGUGGACGAGUGCCGUCUGGCCCGACUGGAGCUGGACAAGAAGCUCGGCGCACUGGACGACGAGGCCGCCUUUCUCAAGCGGAACCACGAGGAGGAGGUUGCCGAGCUCCUGGCGCAGAUUCAGGGCGCGCAGAUGACAUUUGACCUGCGCGACACGCACAACGUGGACGUGACCGGAGCUCUGCGGGAGAUCCGCGCGCAGCUCGACUGCCACACUACCAAAAAUGCAACGCAAGCUGAGGACUGGUUCAAAGUGCGCAUGGAGCGUCUGACAGAGGCGGCCAAGUCCAACCAAGAUGCCAUCCGGGGGACCCAGGAGGAGAUCGUGGAAUAUCGUCAUCAGCUCCAGAGUCGCACCAUCGAGCUGGAGACUCUCCGAGGUACCAAGGAAUCCCUGGAGAGGCAGUGUCUGGAGAGCGAGGACAGACACCAGGAUGACCUAGACUCCCUUCAGGAGCACAUCAAUCAUCUGGAGUCUGAGCUGAAAAACACCAAAUGGGAGAUGACUAGCCAGCUAAAGGACUAUCAGGAUCUACUGAACGUAAAGAUGGCUCUCGACAUUGAAAUAGCUGCUUACAGGAAACUACUGGAAGGAGAAGAGAGUCGUCUUGUGUCAGGAAGUCCGUUUUCCUUCCUGGAUAACAGAAUUUCAGUGCAUUUGAAAGUGAAAGAUGAUAAAGUGAUUGUUCAAGAGCAGACAGAUGAGACCCAGGUCACUGAGGUGACAGAGGAGGCAGAAGAGGAUGAAGAAGGUGAAGAAACUAAAGAUGAGUUGCAAGAGGAGGAAGAAACUCAAGUCGAAGAAAAAGAGGAUAAAGGAGAGGAUGCGGGUGAGCAAGAAGAGAUGACCAAAUCGCCAGGGAAAGUUCAGAAUUCCCCUCAACCAAAAUCACCUCCCAAAUCGGAGAAAGUUCCAAAUUCUCCUAAAUCCAAAUCGCCACCAGCCAAAUCUCCCAUGCCCAAAUCUCCUGAAAAAUCACCAAAAUCCAAAUCUCCUCCGAGCAAAUCCCCUCAGUCUAAAUUUCCGCCUCCCAAGACACCAGAACCUCAGGAAAAGGAUAAGGUCAAGUCUGUCCCUGCACCCAAAGACGAAGCUAAAGAGGAGAAAAAAGACAAACCUCAGCCUGUUAAAGACGAAACGAAGGAUCCACCAGUUAAGGAGGAAAAGUCGGGACAACCAGCAAAAAAUGUCGCUGAGAAUGAAAAAGAGGUUGACAAACCAGAUGUAAAGAAAGUGACCGAAAAAGUUGAGGUUCCAAAGAAGGAAGAAACUCCAAAACCUUCGAAACCUGCCGAGAACAAAACUCCGGCCUCUAAACCUAAGGAUGAGUCUCCUCCCCCGGUUGAGGAGAAGCCCUCCACUCCUAAAGUGGCCAAGGCAGAGCCAGAGAAAACAGAGAAGAAGCAGGAACCUGAGAAACCAGAAAUUAAGAAACCAGAGGAGAAAAAGGACGCAAGUAAAGGAUCUGACGAUGGAGGGAAGGUGGAGAAAUCUCCUGGCACUGAGUCCAAAGACAGAAAGGAAGAGAAAGCCAAGAAGUAACGGAAAGGACAACAACAACAAAAAAAACUAUGGGUGAGAGAAGGAAAGAUGCUCAAAUGUUAAGUUCAGAAUUUUUGACAUUAGGCCUACUCUUAGUUUAAUAAGUCAGUGGAGUUGAUUUCAACAAAUUUUGUGCAAUUUGUCAGUGAAUUGUUAGUUUUAGUGCUCCGGAGUGGCUAAGCUAGCGCAAGUCAAUGGUGCCUGAUUAGCAUGCCGAUAAAAAACUACAUUACCAGAUCUAACAUGGUCAAAUAUAUUCAAAACACAGAUAAUUGUUCGAAAUACCCAUCCGGCCAAAACAAUGUCCCACCAAACUGCCGUAAUUCAUUUCAUUUAGCGGGACUAUUUUUUUUUUAGAUGCGUAAUGCAACCACAAUAGAGAGGAGUGCUUCGGCCACUCGUGCUUAGUCUGCUGGGGAUUUCGUUCUUACAACAACAACAAAAAAAACAGCGGUGAAAAAACUGAAAACUCUCCGCCAUACUUGCCUAGACAGACUGUUCGCUGCAGAGCUGCUGGAUUACAAACAUUGCUGUUAAUACUAUAAUUAUUGACAUGCAAUGUUAAUUUUUAACAAACCCAUCCUGAAAACAUAGCCAACUAUUACUCGCAUGUGUCAACGGUGAUUCUCAUGUAUGUAGGUAUGUGCCAGUAUGAGAUUUUGACGGUAUGAUAACCUUAAGCAAAAAUACGGCGGUUUCACGGUAUUGCAAUUAGAGCUGGGAAUCUUUGGGCACCUAACGAUUUGAUUACGAUUCAGAGGCUCCGAUUCGAUUAUAAAAUGAUUAUUGAUGCACCCCGCCCCCUUCUUCUUCUUUUUUUUUCUUUUUUUUUUUUUUUUAAAUGUAUUGUACAUUAGUUCCAAAAUUGUUCAAAAAUCCUCUCAGGCUAAACCAAUUUACUAUUUCAGUAUCAAGUUUAGUGCUGCAACGAUUAAUCGAUUAACUCGAGUAUUCAAUUAGAAAAAAAUAUUCAAAUUAAAUUUUGCUGCUUCGAGUAUUCGUUUAAUUAAAGUGAUGUUGUAAUGGUUUAUUUUGAAAGUGUUUGCAUUUAGUUUUAUUGAUUUGGGUGGAUACACUGCCUUAUAGUCUGCUUUAAUUCACAUGGCUGAAUCCAGGUGCUCCCUGUUAAGACCAACAUAAGCUAUAUUUUGUUUGAGCUGUUUUUUUUAAUGCAUCCGUAAUUUAGUUUAUAGGUAUUUAGCCUAUUUUUGUGGGGAUAUUUGUCUGAACCAUUUGUUAAGAGCAUUGUAAAAAAGUUAGCAUUUUAUAGCAUUUAAACUAGCGGUAACUUUUGCGAUGCAAGUUAGCCAAUUGUUCUUUUGUUGUACAAAGAUCAUCAUUUAUUAUUAUUAUUUUUUUAAUACCAUUUGAGGCCCAGCUCAGGUAAUAAAUUUUUCAUGUUCCUUAUCCGAUUACUCGAUUAUUCGGCUACUAAAAUAAUCGAUAGCUGCAGCCCUAAUCAAGUUAGCAUAUAACUUUAAACAAAUAUACAAAAAUAACAGUAAAUAAAAAAACUCGUCCCCAUUCUGUAUCAGCAGCUUUAAACUACAUUCAAUUGAUGUAAUGUUGUGAAUCAACUGUUACAGUUGUUAAAAUUGCUCCCGUUAUUCCAUAAUUUCCCCUUUGUCUACUUUUGUCAAAGUUUUAAAACUAUUUCAUCAUUUAAAGAUACAUUCAAGACAAGAUUCUGCCGAUUUAGGAGUAUUUUAGAUAAAAAGUUAAUCAGGUUCGCUAAAACAAAGCCUUCUAGAGAGGUCUACUGCUUUAAGAUGGCGGCUGUUUACUUACGCCGGAAAGUCUGUCAUUUCACAUCUCUGUUCAAUAAUACAUGUUCUAAAACCGACGUCGUCUGUCAUUUUGCAUCCAGUUCUACAUAUAUAUCUACUGUAGCCGUAUGUUUGUAGCAACUAGGCAUUGUUUGUAGCGGCUGUCAGCCGCAGUCAGGUAUGAUUGUUUUUUUUUAUCUAGCGGCAUGCGUUGAACAUGAUACUCUCAGUCCGUUCCUCAUUGUGUCCCAAAGACCGCGGUGACUGUGUUUUACUUCCGCUUAACCUGGUAUAAUUCAAUAAUCGGAAUUUGGAUAUUUGUGAAUCGUUCUCGAAUCUUCCACGGCCGAAUCGCGAAUAAUCUAAGAAUCGGAAAUUUCGCACGCCUCUAAUUGCAAUUAUAGCUCUAAAAUGUGUUAUUUUGAGAUGGGUUAAAAAAAAAAAAAAUCCAUUAAACAGGAUUUUUAGAUUUUUUUCACAACAUAUUUGCAAAAUGUUUACAAUGGCGGAAGACUUUACAAAAGUAGGCUAAUGGUAGAUAGGAAACUAGUUAGCCGUCUCGGCAUGCUAACUAGCCACGUUUUCUACCUCGUUAACAAGCUUACGUUAUAGUAUUUGUUUUACCGUCACGAGGCACACUAAACCAGUUUGAGUGAAAUCUAAUAGCUGGUGGCAAACGUUCAUGACAGCGUUUACAUAUUGUGUAAAGUGACGGAUGAUGGUCAGGUAAAUGUGAAAUCAUGCUGGAGAUGUUGCCUGCACAUCAGCUGACCUUCCUCAAGUUUCUUUUCAAUAGCUGAAGUACUCCCAUACUUGUAACAUUUGUCUAUUUUUGCGGGGGUAGGAAAAGCUCAGACGUGUAGGGCUGCAGGUAUCGAAUAUUUCAGUAAUCGAGUAUUCGACUGAAAAUUCUAUCGAGUAAUCCGAUCGAACAAAUAUUUUUUUAAUGUAAAGAGCAAUUAUAAAUAUACAAGAAAAAACAAGAAAUUUCACCUAUUUUGAACCAUUUUCAGACAAUGUUUUUAUUUUCGAUGUACAUUUUUGAAAGCAGCUAAAAAUUGAAUCUCAGAUGUGACUAGAAAAAGGAAAAAGAAAACAAAUUCACGGCUGUCACUCAAAAAGCUUCUAGAUCUUAUAAAAAGAAAUCUUAUUUCCUACCUAAAAAUGUCAUUAUGCCUGAUAACACACAUCACCUAAAAGUUGAAGUUUUUCCCAUUUGUGUCAAGCUAUUUUUAAGUUCUAGUUAAUCAAGUUUUAAGUUGUAAGUAGGGCUGCAACUAUCGAUUAUUUUAGUAGUCAAUUAAUCGAUUAACUAGUUACUUCUAAUAAUUGAGUAAUCGGAUAGGGAACAUGAAAACUUCAAAUACCUGAGCUGACCCUCGAAUGGUAUAAAAAAAAUAAAAAAUAAAUAAGGAUCUACUGUAUGUACAACAAAAUUUACAUAGCAACAGUCCACUAGCUUAAAUGCUAUAAAACUUCUUUUUUAACAAUGCUCUUAACAAUUGUUCAGACGCAUAUUCCAGCAAAAAAAAACCUGCUAAAUAAAACUAUAAAUUAAAUUACGAAUGCAUUGGAAAAAAACAUUAGCUCAAACAAAAACUUGGCUUAUGUUUGCCUUAACAUGGAGCAGCUGGAUUCAGCUACGUGAAAUGAGGCAGACUAGAGGGCAGUGUAUCCAUCCAAACCACUAAAUUCAAACACUUUCAAAAUAAACCUUUACAAUGCCACUUUAAUUAAACGAAUACUCGAAGCAGCAAAAUUUAAUUUUAAUCUUUUUUUCUAAUCGAAUACUCGAGUUAAUCGAUUAAUCGUUGCAGCACUACUCAGAUGUAGUGUCACUGACACAGGACAGAGCAACAACUGGAAGGGGAUAGGUGAGCACUGCCGCUCCAAGCCACGGAUUUCCCGCUACAUUUUUGGGACCUCAAAAAUAGCUAAUACGGUAACUACGGUAUGACAGAAAAUUUUAGUGGUUUUGAAACCGUGACGUUUUUAUACCACAGUAAACCUUGAAACCGGUAACAGCCACAUGCCUACAUGCGUACACGUUUAUUAUUGGUAUGCUAAGCAGGCACCAUUGACUCGCACUAGCUUAGUCACUCCGGAGCCCUGAAACUAACAUAACUGCAUUGAAUUUGUUGAAAUCAACGACUAAUAAACACUUGCUAACUCGAAGAUAAAGCUUUUAUGUAAAAAAUUCUGAACUUCCCCUUCAAGCAUAAGAAAACUUUAUUUCUAUUGUCCUAUUUACGCACCAUUAACGCUAAUACAUCUGUAGCCAGGUUUAUCAAGCUCUUUACAAAUGUGAAUGUGACAGCUGCCUUUCAAUAAAGUGCAUUUACACUGUACCUGCACUAGCCUUCAAGGACAGAUGCUAAGCUGAACAUAUUGACCCCAAAUAUAUUUCAUGUAUACAAAUAUCCACAUUAUAUUUGCUAUAAUAGAAAUUAGUAAGACCGACCUGGAUGCUUAUUGUGCACUUCUCCUAAACUGAAAUGUCACUCUUGCAAUGCUCUGAUAAUAUUGACUGUAAUGUGUGUAAACCUGUUACCUGAAAAUAUGCAACACAAAGCAAAAAUAAAGAACGACAACGACAUUUUGUGGC